CACCUCCUUUUCCCCACUCCCUCGCUUUCCUGAUUUCUCAACAUCUCUCUUGUUCUGAUCCUGAUCUUAUUGUUUGACUUAUUGAAGACUUAUUUUCCUCUUCAUUAUUUGUGCUGGGGAGACUUCAAAUAUUUCCCUCCUACUCUCACUAUAUUUUCCUCUCUGUCUCCCACCCUCCCUCUUUCUAAUUUGCUUUCAUUGCCGUUUCCUUCCCAGGCUGAGAGUUCUCCUCUUUUCCCAGGCUCUUUGGCUGAAAGCAGCAAAGAUAACUUUGACUGUUUUCACUUCAGCACAAGGCAAAGACGGCUGCUCCUAAGGACUUUUGGACGUUGACUGAAUGCUGACACAGCUUUUGGCUAGUUUCUCCACAGGCCAGCCCUCUCUGCUCUGCACGGGUCUUUAAAUGCUGCCAUAAAGAAUACAGCAGCUGAGGCCGAAAUAUAUACCACUGACUCACGAAGGUGGCAGUGAGAUGAAAAUAACCUGGAAGACAGUGCAUUGAGGAUUUCAUCUUUUAUCAAAGUAGCAUUGAAAUGAAAUCACUCCAGCUAUGGCCCCUCCUCCUCCUCCCCGUUCUACUGGUCAACUUCUCCAACCAAUUAGAAGACAACAAGAUACCGCCCAGUCUGUGUACGGGACACCCAGGUAUCCCAGGCACCCCUGGGUUGCACGGAGGUGCUGGCCAACCAGGAAGAGAUGGGAGGGACGGGCGUGAUUCUGCCCCUGGGGAGAAGGGAGAGAAGGGAGUCGGGGGAGAGCCAGGUGACACAGGCUUUAGGGGCCUCACUGGAGACCAGGGGAACCCUGGAGAUAAAGGAGACAGGGGGCAGUCGGGGGAGUGCGCCAUUGCUCCCAAAUCAGCCUUCAGCGCCAAGUUGUCCGAGGGCCGCACCAAGCCCGUGGCGGCGGAAGACGCUGUGCACUUUGACAAGGUAAUACUCAACGAGCAGGGCGACUACGACAUGGAAACAGGACGCUUCACCUGCAAAGUGCCCGGCGUCUACUACUUUGCGGUCCACGCCACCGUCUACCGGGCCAGCCUGCAGUUUGACCUGAUGAAAAACGGUCACACGAUGGCGUCGUAUUUCCAGUUCUAUGGGAACUGGCCCAAGCCAGCGUCUUUGUCCGGGGGCUCGCUGCUGCACCUCAUCCCGGGCGACCAGGUGUGGGUACAGAUGGCAUUGGGAGAGUACAGUGGUUUCUACUCCAGCUCUAAGACUGACAGCACCUUCACUGGCUUCUUGGUGUACUCAGACUGGAAAAACUCUGCUGUCUUCGCCAAGGGCGAAGGGGUAUAGACAUUGGGGGGGACCAAGUUUAGUAUGGGGGCUGGGGGUCCUGCCUCAGAAAAUAUUUCAACAUUUUAAACAAAUUUACUGCCAUUCUACAUGAUUCGUGGCUUCUUUAGAAGGAAACUCUGGUCUUUGCAUAAACACAUUAAGCAGUAGACUAUGGCACAUACCAUACUGAUGAGUUGUGAUGAUGAAUCAGGUGAACUGUCGUGCUUUCAGCUGUGCUUCGGGUUAGCUAUUUGACUGCUGCUGUGCGAUGGUGAAUACACAGUUUUUGAUCUACAUGCAUCAUUGUUUUUUUGCCUUUACAAACAAGGACAGGGGUUUAAAUGAGACAUGUUGGCUCCUGCAGUUGGUAGGAAUUAGCAACAUAAGAAGGUUAUAUAUUCAGUUUAGUGGUGGAGAGGUAAAGAGGAUUCAAGAAGACAUCAUACAGGUAUGUGAGCUGUUUAGGACUUCCAACUGUGACAUCACUGACUGAUGUCAUGGUACUUAGACAGUUUUUUGUGGAAGAAAAAAAAAAGAGUUGUAAAGUAUUCAAACGUAAGCCCUAAAAUAGGCUUUUCACAAUCUUUUAACGUAUCUGUCUGUGCAGCCCUCAGUUAUGUCACCAAUAAAAAUGUCAACUCUCA
Messenger RNA from Oncorhynchus mykiss (rainbow trout), 1924 nucleotides. RefSeq names its product C1q and TNF related 5 (gene c1qtnf5). Gene Ontology annotation, molecular function: protein binding. Lineage: Eukaryota; Metazoa; Chordata; Actinopteri; Salmoniformes; Salmonidae. The record is from RefSeq and is a predicted model, not a curated record.